AUGGAGUUGAAUAUUCAUGACGGUACGGUCCGAGACGUGAUAUUCAUGGAGGAUACUGUGAAUCGUUCAACUGUGCUUGUUUCUGGAGGUGCCGGAAACUGUAAAAUACAUCUGACUGAUUGCGCUACUGGACAAACCUUCACCUCGUAUCAAGGCCAUACCGGUCGGUUGCUUUUGUUCUUUGUUUGUUUCCUUUUCAUUUGUUCCGAGAAAUUAUUAGAAUACAGUUAUAUCAACGUGAGUUCAGCGCCGAUUCUUGGUUUGUACACGUGGGGCAGUGGAUCGUCUAUUGCAUGUGCACCAGUAACGUCGGUGUGUGUCGAUCCGGGGGGUAAGCUGCUGGUAUCGGGACAUGAGGACGCAUCGGUGAUGUUGUAUGAUAUCAGCGGGUCUAGAGUCGUGCAGAUAUUCAGACCGCAUGCGGAUGAAGUGAGAACGGUUCGAUUCAGUAAUGCUGCUUACUAUCUNCCAGUUGCUGAACACAACGAUAAAGUUAUUCAGUGCAGAUGGCAUCCUCACGACUUCUCGUUCUUGAGCACAAGCGCAGAUCGAACGGCUAUUCUAUGGUCGUUACCACCCCCACCAUCUUUUCAGUGA
Anisakis simplex (herring worm) is the source of this 597-nucleotide messenger RNA. Lineage: Eukaryota; Metazoa; Nematoda; Chromadorea; Rhabditida; Anisakidae. The record is from the annotation of a GenBank genome assembly.